This is a messenger RNA of Hylaeus volcanicus, 4805 nucleotides long. RefSeq names its product DAZ-associated protein 2-like. The coding region runs from base 339 to 947 and encodes 202 amino acids. The transcript has 6 exons. The record is from RefSeq and is a predicted model, not a curated record. NCBI's taxonomy places the organism in Eukaryota, Metazoa, Arthropoda, Insecta, Hymenoptera, Colletidae.
UAUAUAUAUAUUCCACCAAAUAUAUAUAUGAAGAUAUAAACGCACCGCGCGCCUCCCGAUUCAAAAAGUGAACGAAACAACAAAGAAAAAUCGAAUCUCGGCUAGCUUUCAGAAUUUUCUUCAAUCACUUCCGGUUCCUCGUGUCGUUAAUCCGAUUGGCAGAUUAUGGCCUGCAUCGGUCACGUUAACGCACACGAUCGGCGAGUGUUACAGGAUCGAGCGAUAUUCGUUCCACGUGUUAUGAGAUCGCUCGUUGAAAAUCUGCCGAUCCGACGAAAUACGGAAGCGUACACGCUCGAAUACGAUCGGAGAACGAUUUACGCUUCCUGCCGCGUAGAAUGAAAUCGCGGGAUUCUCAGGCGAACCCGCGAUGUGUUACGGAAAGACUCGUGAACGGCGAUCGUUUAGGAACGUCCAACGGGGGUACUCCAUACCCGGUGACACCUCAUCCACCAACAGGUUUUGUCCCUGCGCCGACACAGCCUGCUACCUACGGUGGUGCACUUUCAGGUGCCACACCGUACGGAGUGUUUCCUAAUCAACCACAACUGUACGCAGCGCAAGGACCGCCGCCGCCGACAUACGAUCAGACUCUUACGCAUCCUAUGAUGUAUCAACCAAUGUACGGUCAAGGAUACCCAGGAUACUUAGCGAAUGCAUGUUAUCCUGCAUACGGGCCAUUGCAAUAUUAUCCGCCAUUAGCUGCAGCUGCAGCGUACUACCCUGCAGCGGCGAUGCAGCCUCCAGUUAGGCCCCCCACACUCGUGAUGCCUAAUGGUUUCGACGCUACCAAUCGAUUCGAUAGCAUCUCGCAACCCGUCUUGCCACCGCCCCCAACAGUUCCAAAUGCCGCCCAACUAGCUGCAAUGGCUAGCCACAGUGUCGCUAUAUCGCAAAAGAAAAACUUCCUAGGAGGAGGAACAGAUGGCGGUUACACCUUUUGGUAAACCAUUAUACCUUUUGUGAAACACUAAGUCUAACAAAGGCAUUGUUGUCGAGAAUGAUCCAUGUAGGCAAAUCUGAUUUUUGUGUUAGAAUUCUACUAUUUUCACAUUGGGAGCAGCUAUCGAUUAGUAUAACUUGAGCGCGGACCGAUCGCGGAGUCGGCAAUUUUUUACGCGGUACUCGUAGUGUUUUCUAGAGCCUAGCGAAAGAAAAUUUGGUUCUCCGAAUCGCAAAACACUUGAAUUAUGAAAAAUGAAAAAAAAAAACAAACAAACAAACAAACAAACAAAAAAAAAACAAAAAGAAGAAGAAGAAAAAAAAUGAACAUACGCGACCGGGCACACGAGCGUGGUUAUUGAGAUCGUAGCGAUCGGUCGGCGCAUCGAACGUACCGUGAAAUUUAUUAAGAGAAACGUUAAGAAGGGAAGACUCGUGCAACACCCGUCAUACGAUUCCGAAACAGCUACUUGAAUUAGUUUGAAAAAAGAACCGGAUGGUAUAUUUUGUAAAGCAAACGAUGCGUGGAAAUUUCACGAGCCGGUGUGUUUAAUUGAAAAUACGUCAUGGCGGUGCAACCGCGAGAACGAUCGAGCGAUACACGAAUUUUUCAACGUACUAAAAAAUGUAGAAUUUUAGAAGAAUUAUUUAACAAAGAAAAAGCGUAGCGUCAUUUUCAAUUAUACGACUGCCAAGAAGAACGUUAAACAUCGUUUAAUUUCUGAUCGUAGCACCGUAAAGUACAUUCGACGUUUCAACAUUAAGAAUUUUCAAAUCAUUCCCAAAAUACGUUUCGCUCGAUCUUUCUGCAUUUAACGGCUGAUCAUAUUCCAAAACGCACGAGAUGUUCCAUGUUUUCUUUUUCUUUCUUUUUUCUUUUUAAUUUAAUGAAAAGGGUUAUUAAGCGCGAGCGAGAGUAGGGAACACUGUGUUGUUCUUCUUUUUAGAGUUAGCGGGUGAAUACGUGCACCACCGGAUGCGAGUUGUCUCAUUCGCCUACAGGGAUCGAUAUUCAAAGUGUGUUCUAAGCCUUUUUUAAGCGCGACUUGGUUUUCUGCAAGGCAGGCCGAAGAGCAAAGGGGCUGCUCACGUUAUUUCUGUUACUUUUUACACGACUACAUUUUUUUUUUCGAGAUUUUUUUUUUUUCACUCCUGGUGUUCUCCAGCGAGGUUUCUUUUCCAAAGUAAAUUUGUUACUUUGCGAAGAUAAAGAUCAUUAUGGGUAGCCCUAACGUUUAGAGAAAAAAAGAAUAUGUACGUGAUAGGAGCCUGAGGAAUGCGUGAGAGUCGUUCGUGGUUGUAAAGCUAAACGACACGCUUUGUAUUUCGAAUUCGACGAAUAGCCGAUAAUAUCCGAUUAACAUCGAAUACUUAAACGUAAUAGAAACUUUUGCUAUCGUACAUUUUGUUUUGAUAAGAAUUUUAGCCAAGUUCUUACAGUUCGAAAGGGUUUCUUUCCGACGUUGUUAGAGACACACGAAAGCGACGCUUUCUGCGAAUGAAAACGGUGACGAUAAUGUUUAAGGCUCGAGUGCCAAACAACGGAGAAAUUAAAAUUAUAAAUACCGAAGAUUCUCACGUAUUCGACGACUUCGAAGAUACUUACUACUCUACCUAAAAGUACGCACUCUCUUCUUUAAAAUCAGUAGUCUUUCCUCCUAGUUGUUUGAUGUUUCUUUCUUAAACGCAGAUUAGCUAGGUCGGCUAACAAAGUUAUUAUUUAAUUAAAAUGAAAGGCUUGUCUGCGGCGCGCGAAUUUCUUCAAGCAGGUUAAAUUGUGCUUCGAUUGAAACAGUUGCCAUGUAGCAUUCGAUAUAACCCGUGCGUUUUCUCGCUUCUACCAUAGGUUAUCUAAACAUUCGAAAAUUAUACACCGGUCUCCAUGACAUCUAAAGUACGAGAGACGUCGUCUAUCUCUAAGCGUGUAAAAAUUGUACAGUUUCGUUGAAAGCUGUCAAGGGACUGCGUGGAAACUGGCUUCGAUCGAAGCUCGCGAAGGAAACAAAUAGUUGACUCAAUUUCAAAGUACAAAUUGAAUAUCCAUGUAAGUAGAGGGAAAAUUCGUGACGACGCGGUCAAGCCUUAUGUCAGCCAUAUUAGGCGAGUUGCAAUGAUGAUACGGUAAGCAACGCAGCGAGUUCGUAACGCCUACGAUUAAAUACAGUGCAGAAUUGUUGUUAACAACUAUGUAAUAUUUUCUGAGAACUCGAGAUCUAUUGUAAGAAAGAAAAAGACACAAAUACUGGUGAUCAUGAACUAGUUGCACAGCUACGAAACGACUGUUUUGCUCCGCGAUGAUCAUAGCAUAUAGUGUGGUGUGAGCCUGCCGAUAGGACACGUUUGGAUGUUCCAUUCUGCAGGUGCACAAUUAAAUACGAUAUUAAUUAAGCAAUGAAGAUCGAAGAAACUAAUUUACAAUCGGUGAUAGCUUAGGAUAGGACCAAGAAACGCAGUUCUAUUUAGACAUUUUUCGACUGGGUGUUCCAGCAAACUUGACCAGUACUCUUAUAUGUUUCGCAUUGGACUUAACGAGGAUAGGCAUUUUAUACGUCCUAUCCACGAUAUUAGAAGUGACUUCUGCUCUACAAUUGGAGAUUAGAACAAAUUGCAAUUUAAUUGAAUAUAAAUCAAAUUCCUACUUCAGCCUACGAUUUAUUAGUUGUUUCUAUUAAUCCAUACUUCAUUCUCAGCAUCUGCAUGAAAAUUUUUAAUGGCAGAUACUUUCUAAAAUUCGAAGCAGAACGCAUAGGUCUAUACUUGUCUUGUUUUCUAUCAUCGUCGAAUCUAGUUAAAUUUCUACGUGAAUGAAAAACGUGUGAGCAAUAAUUUGAACUGAAAUUUUUAUAAGGCGAAACCCCACGACUGGCCAAAUUUGUUGCCACAGCGCCGCAACCUACGUUCACCUUGUACCUUCAAUUCUUUUUCUACCAGACGUACCUACAGCUACUCACAUUAUGACCAGCGUUUGAUAAAGAAGCGCGUAAUCUCAAUCUUAUUAAAGAAGAAAAAAAAAAGAAAUCUAGUCCGAAGAGUCUGAUGAUUGGGAUGCAAAAUGUUACAUAGACCUUUUUUUUCUCAAUCCGUGCGACGCCAGGUGCGAAAUAUACCGCAGCAUUCACUUAUACCUCGAGACAUCUGAGAAAAUUGACAUUUCCCAAAACUCAUGCCAUUCCACUUAACGACAUCGAGCCACGAUCGACACAUGUACGAGUCAUAUUUAGGAAUUUCGAAACAAGCGUAUGAAAGAAAAAAAAGAAAGGAAAUAAAUAAAACAAAGUAGUGUCGUUACUCGAAAUGUAAACACUUUCAUCGAACUUUUGCGAAUUUGCAUAUCAGCGAAGGGCUAUCUCUAUCGCUAGCCGCUUCGCUUAGCCACGCAUUGCGCGACAAAUGCACCGAGCCACCCCAAUCUUUGCAGCUACGACAAGAAAUGAAAAGGGAUUGAAGACGAACAUUGUAAAUUAAUCUUCAAGAAUGAAACAGAAUAGAAAGAUACAAAGCCCAAUGUCAACUUUCAUAGAAACUCGUACACACGAAGAAACAAGUGAACUAUAUUGUGUUGAUAUUUAUAUUUAAAUUAUUAUUAUUUAAACGGUUUAUUUGCAGAUUUUUACAGUUUAGAUCAGAAUUUACGCGACAUAUUUUGACCGAUUAUUUUGUAUCGAGCGAGAGUGGUGGGAAGGUUUUAUAUCAUGAAAAAAGUGUGCAAUAAGCGUAAUGUCUAUUGUAACAAUAAAGAAAUGAUAUUAAUUGCAACGGUGAAUUUGUUAUUACGUUGAACGAGAGAGAAAAUAAAAAGAGAAACGAAAAUGUACCACUGCAAUCAUCAAGUGUACUAGUUAAUAAAUACUAUGAUCAUGGAA